This is a messenger RNA of Seminavis robusta, 721 nucleotides long. NCBI's taxonomy places the organism in Eukaryota, Bacillariophyta, Bacillariophyceae, Naviculales, Naviculaceae. The record is from the annotation of a GenBank genome assembly.
UUUGGUCAUUGCCGAAAGAAAGCCUUCGAAAUUCAAAUCACCCAACGGCAAUCACCACCACAAAAUCGAAACAAAACACACAAUUCUCAUUCUUCACAUCAGCCGACAGAGGGUUGUAGAAUUGAAUUGUCGUGCUAUCUGCAUCUAGCUAGUAGACUAUCUGUUGUGGACCAUGGUGAAGUACCGACGGGGCAAGUCUCUUCCCGUGGACCAAGAAUCUCCCGAUAUUUCGGGCAAUGAGAGCAGUAGCACGACGUGUACAACGACAACUACUACAUGUGCUACAAGUGAAGAUGUGUUUUAUUCUCCCAUUCUCAAACCCUUAUCCACCACUCCUACAUGUACUACUCCAACGGGAGCCUCGGUUCCCAGCAUGAUUUUCAACUUGAUCAAGAACAUUGUCGGUGCCGGUGUCCUGGGCUUGCCAGCUGGCAUUGCGGCGUUUGGUGAUGCUCCUUCGGCUGUUCUUCCAGCGAUUGUGUUGAUUGUGUGGAUGGGCAGUAUGAGUGCCUACGGAUUCUCGCUGAUUGGACGACUGUGUGCGUACAGUCAGGCACAGUCGUAUGCCGGAGCCUGGCAAGCCGCCACUGGUUCUAGCGCUAGUAAAUGGAUUCCUACCAUGGCCUGUAUGAUGGUCACCUUCAGUCUCUUGCUCAGUUAUUCCAUGAUUCUGUCACGAACCAUUCCCGAUCUCAUGCUCUAUCUACAUCCUCAAUGGCAU